Prunus dulcis (almond) is the source of this 2988-nucleotide messenger RNA. RefSeq names its product double-strand break repair protein MRE11. Gene Ontology annotation, molecular function: manganese ion binding; 3'-5'-DNA exonuclease activity; DNA endonuclease activity. Gene Ontology annotation, cellular component: nucleus; Mre11 complex. The record is from RefSeq and is a predicted model, not a curated record. NCBI's taxonomy places the organism in Eukaryota, Viridiplantae, Streptophyta, Magnoliopsida, Rosales, Rosaceae. Gene Ontology annotation, biological process: telomere maintenance; meiotic DNA double-strand break formation; double-strand break repair via homologous recombination. The transcript has 22 exons. The coding region runs from base 187 to 2412 and encodes 741 amino acids.
UUGACCGACAAAAAAAAAGAAAACACCUUGCCAACGUACCUUUGUCCUCCACUCUCGUCUUUCAAAAUUCCCCGCCACCGUUCCCUUUUUCCGUCGCCGAGCUUCGCUGAAUCAGCUUUUGCAUUCACACUCACUGUCAUAUUUUACAUAACUUGAACCCAGGUUUAAAUAGUUGCAACUAUCAGUAUGAGUGACUUAUCAAGGGAGGAUUUUAGUAAUACACUUCGAAUACUUGUUGCUACGGAUUGUCAUCUGGGCUAUAUGGAGAAGGAUGAAAUACGGCGGCAUGAUUCUUUCCAGGCAUUUGAUGAGAUAUGCUCAAUAGCAGAACAAAAGAAUGUGGAUUUUGUGCUUCUCGGUGGUGAUUUGUUCCAUGAGAAUAAGCCCUCAAGGUCAACUCUAGUUAAGGCCAUUGAGAUUCUUCGCCGUCAUUGCAUGAGUGAUCAGCCAGUGCAGUUCCAAGUUGUUAGCGACCAGACUGUGAAUUUUGCAAAUACAUUUGGCCAUGUAAAUUAUGAAGAUCCUCACUUCAAUGUUGGCUUGCCAGUGUUUAGUAUUCAUGGAAAUCAUGACGAUCCUGCUGGAGUGGAUAAUCUCUCCGCUGUUGAUAUUCUCUCAGCUUGCAAUCUUGUAAACUAUUUUGGGAAAAUGGUUCUUGGGGGUUCUGGUGUUGGUCAGAUCACUGUGUAUCCUAUCCUUAUGAGGAAGGGUGCAACAGCUGUGGCUCUCUAUGGUCUUGGGAACAUCAGAGAUGAGAGACUCAAUAGAAUGUUUCAGACACCACAUGCUGUACAAUGGAUGAGACCUGAAUCUCAAGAAGGGUUGCAAGUGUCAGACUGGUUCAACAUUCUGGUGCUUCAUCAGAACAGAGUGAAGACAAACCCAAAAAAUGCCAUAAAUGAGCACUUUUUACCACGUUUUCUGGACUUUGUGGUGUGGGGGCACGAACAUGAAUGCCUUGUGGACCCUCAGGAAGUUCCAGGGAUGGGAUUUCACAUUACACAACCUGGUUCUUCAGUUGCAACAUCUCUGAUUGAUGGAGAAUCAAAGCCAAAGCAUGUGCUACUUUUAGAAAUUAAGGGGAAUCAAUAUCGUCCAACCAAGAUUCCUUUGACGUCAGUGAGGCCUUUUGAGUACACAGAGAUUGUGUUGAAGGACGAACCUGAAAUUGAUCCCAAUGAUCAAAAUUCAAUUCUUGAACACUUAGACAAAGUGGUCCACUCUCUGAUAGAGAAAUGUAGAAAAAAUGUUGUUAGCCAAUCACGGCUCCAACUUCCAUUAGUCCGCAUAAAGGUAGACUAUUCUGGGUUUAUGACAAUAAAUCCUCAAAGAUUUGGACAGAAGUAUGUGGGGAAGGUUGCAAACCCACAAGACAUUCUUAUAUUUUCAAAGGCUUCAACAAAGGGCCGGAGCGAAGCUAAAAUUGAUGAUUCUGAACGGCUUCGCCCUGAAGAAUUAAAUCAGCAAAACAUAGAGGCUUUAGUUGCCGAACACAAUCUGAAAAUGGAGAUCCUUCCUGUCAAUGAUUUGGAUGUUGCAUUACAUAAUUUUGUUAGUAAGGAUGACAAGAUGGCUUUCUAUUCUUGCUUGAAAUACAAUCUUGAAGAAACUCGAAACAAAAUUUCUAAGGAUCCAGACACUGUGACAUUUAAAGAGCAAGAUUUGGUCCUUAAAGUGGGAGAGUGCUUGCAGGAACGUGUCAAGGAAAGGUCUACACACUCUAAGAAUAAUUCUCCAUUCACCUCAACUGCUCCAUCUUGGGAGGAUUUCAGAAGUACAAGUGCUGCAGGAACUGCAAGUGCAGUUUCCUUCAGUGAUGAUGAAGAUACAACACAGAUGACGGGCUUAAAAUCCACUUCUAGAGGCCGCAAGGGCCCAUCCAAGCCGUCUUCUUCAGAAGUUGGCAAAGGUAAAACUUCUACAAGAGGAAGGGGAAGGGGAAGGGGUAGGGGUAGGGGCUCCAGUAACUUGAAGCAGACGACUCUCGAUGCAUCUCUUGGAUUCCGGCAGUCUCAGAGAUCUGCAUCAGUUGCUGCAACUGCUGCUGUCCGAAGUAUUGCUGAUGAUGGGGAUGAUGUGGAUUCUCCUUCAAGUGAAGAGUCAGGGAAAUUUGGAAAUGAUGAGGUGGAUAACAGUUCGGAAAAUGAUGAAAGUCUUCAGAGUAGAGGACGGAAAAGGGCUGCUCCAAGGGGGAGAGGUAGAGGCUCUACACAACCCUCUAAGCGUGGAAAGAAAUCCGAUAACUCUGCAAUUAACCGAAUGUUUAUGAACAAAGAUGAUGAAGAUGACGAUGAUGAGGAUCUGACGAAGAGAAUUAAUAAACCUCUGCCUCGGGUUGUUCUUUCUUUGUUCUAUUUAUUUACCUGUAUUCUUAAAAAUCAAUGUGAAAUAUACUACUGCCAGUUUGAGUAGUUCCGAACAAUUCUAGUUUUUAUUCUUGUGAGAUUUGUAACUGGUCCUGACUUUUUCCUUCUUCCUGUUUUGUAGGUCACAAGAAACUAUGGCAAUCUAAGAAGGUAACAAUCAGUUAAGUUAACCCGUUGCUUUGACAAGGUAGGCCAACUUGAUGUCCUGUUCUCCACCUCAUGUACCUCCAUUCUGGUGCAUAAUGACAUACACAAAGUCAUAGGAGCUAAAUAGUACAGAGCUGGGACGAAGACAAUCCUUUAAUAGAAGCUUAUGCUUGAAGUCUACGGUCAAGCAGUUGACCAUGUUCCUAGCGGUGAGGUGCAGUUGUAGAAUGUAAUUUGAUUGUUGGAAGAGUGAAUGCCCACUUCCUGUUGAUCUUGUGACUGCACUAAUUGGGUUUGAGUGAUGCAUGAUGUGAGGCCGCUUAAAAAAUUUUGGGGUAUUGAAGUUACCAUAGUUUUUUUCAGCGGGUUUCCGAAAUUAGGGUUCUUAAGUAACUUCAGAUGGAAAUCGUUUAAUUGCUAAAUUUGUUUAUCUGUCAAUACUCUUUCAAUAAUAAUAUCCUUGUGGUUAGCGCCA